Hibiscus syriacus is the source of this 524-nucleotide messenger RNA. Its product is annotated as alpha-amylase-like. NCBI's taxonomy places the organism in Eukaryota, Viridiplantae, Streptophyta, Magnoliopsida, Malvales, Malvaceae. The record is from RefSeq and is a predicted model, not a curated record. Gene Ontology annotation, biological process: carbohydrate metabolic process. The transcript has 4 exons. Bases 3 to 524 code for a protein of 173 amino acids.
AUAUGUUCAAUUCACUUUGCUUCAUUUUUGUCUUCCUCGUUUUCUUCUCCCCUUUUUCCACCUCCAUCUUAUUGUUCCAGGUUUUCAACUGGGAAUCAUCCAACAAGGCUGGUGGAUGGUACAAUUUUCUCCGGAACUCCGUUUCCUAUAUUGCCAACGCCGGUGUCACUCACGUUUGGUUCCCACCACCCUCCCAGUCAGUUGGUCCCCAGGGAUACUUGCCGGGAAGGCUAUAUGAUCUCGAUGCAUCAAAGUAUGGAUCUCAGGUUGAAUUGAAGUCGUUGAUCGAUUCUUUCCAUCAAAAGAGAGUCAAAUGCGUUGCUGACAUUGUGAUAAAUCAUAUAACAACCGAGAGGCAAGAUAGCAGGGGUAUAUACUGCAUUUUCGAAGGUGGAACUUCUGAUGAUCGUCUAGAUUGGGGACCAUCCUUCAUUUGCAGAUACGAUACUGUCUAUUCUGAUGGCACAGGGAAUCCCUACCAUGAAACCAUCCACUGUUUUGCUACUAAAGCUGGUAUUGUUUAG